AUGUCCUCUAGACAAGCCCACUAUCAGCCUCUUGAAAAUGCCACUGAAGUAGAACUCGAUGGAGGCGAUCGGUCCGACGACGACCCCAAAGAACCCCAGACCUACACUCUCCGCUCUGGUCCACCUGCGGGCGACGCCGCUUCGGCAAGCGAGGUCGCUCUGCUAGGCUUCUCCGCCCAUGACAGGUCCCCCAGAAGACGAAAAUACUCCGAUUCCGUUGCCAGCCGCUUCUGCGCCGGCCGCAGACUCACCAAGCAAUACAUCACCCUCUCAGUCCUCCUCUUAGCAGUCAUUGUCUCCGUCAUUAGUGGCGGGGGCUAUUGGUUCUAUACUCAGGGUCAAAUCAAUGGGCAGUCUCCGCCAUGGUAUCCGACACCGCAAGGCGGGACAUUGCCAUCAUGGCAAGACAGCUACGACAAGGCUCGAAAAUUGGUUGACCGCAUGAGCCUCGUGGAGAAGGUCAACAUCACCACGGGCACAGGAUGGGCAAUGGGCUUCUGCGUGGGCAAUACUGCCCCAGCACUGAGCGUUGGUUUUCCGAGUCUUUGUCUUCAGGACGGGCCUUUGGGGAUACGAUUCGCAGAUCAUGCUACUUCGUUCCCUGCUGGUAUCACGGUGGGCGCCACCUGGAACCGAGAUCUGAUGCGUCGCCGCGGUGCUGCUCAUGCACGUCAGGCUAGGCUCAAGGGCGUCAACGUCAUUCUUGGGCCAGCAAUGGGACCGCUGGGUCGAAACCCGGCUGGUGGUAGAGAUUGGGAAGGCUUUGGCAGCGACCCAGUCCUGCAAGGCGUAGCAGCAUACGAGACCAUUCAAGGCAUCCAAUCGCAGGGUGUCAUGGCAACUGCAAAACACUAUAUCGGCAACGAGCAAGAGCAUUUCCGUCGAGGCCUGGAAUGGGGUCUCCCAGAGGCCCUUUCUUCCAACAUGGAUGAUCGCACUCUGCACGAAGUCUACGCUUGGCCAUUUGCUGAGAGCGUAAGAGCCGGAGUGGCCAGUAUUAUGUGUUCUUACCAGAUGGUCAACAAUUCUUAUGCUUGUGCGAACAGCAAGUUAAUGAAUGGCAUUUUGAAGGAUGAACUCGGUUUCCAAGGCUUUGUCCAGUCAGACUGGUUGGCGCAACGCAGUGGUGUCGCCAGCGCUCUUGCAGGCCUCGAUAUGUCCAUGCCAGGUGAUGGACUGUAUUGGCAGGAUGGAAGAUCCCUUUUUGGUAAGCAGCUCACCGUCGCAGUGCUCAAUGGCUCGCUUCCCAUGACUAGGCUCAACGAUAUGGUCACACGGAUAGUUGCUGCAUGGUAUCAGCUGGGACAAGACUCCUGGUCCUCUGAGGGGCCCAAUUUUUCCUCAUGGACCACCGACGAAUAUGGCUAUCCACACCCUGGUAGCAGCAGCAAACAAGACAAAAUCCUCGUCAACAAGUAUGUCGAGACUGAGAACGACCAAAGCCGACAGUUGGCUCGAGAAGUGGCCAGCGAGGGCAUCGUCCUGCUGAAGAACGAAGAUUCAAUCUUGCCGUUGAGCUCUGCACUUUCCGAGUUGGGGCCUGGCACUCCCAAGCGAGUCGCCGUUCUUGGGGAGGACGCCGGCCCUGGGAAAGGUCCCAAUUACUGCGAAGAUCGAGCUUGCAACCAAGGUACGCUCGCUGUGGGCUGGGGUUCAGGUGCGACCGAUUUUACUUAUCUUGUCGACCCGCUUUCGGCCCUGAAGUCGAGCUUUGACAAGUCUGUGGUCGAAAUAACUAGCUCUCUUACCAACAAGGUGUCUUCUAGCUUGAGUAAGGCCCUCCGUGAACAACACCUGUGCCUGGUCUUUGGUAAUGCAGACGCCGGCGAAGGUCAUCGCAUCUGGCAUAGUCAGCGUGCAGACAGAAAUGACCUGGAGAUUCAAAAGGGCGCUGGUCAAUUGAUCCGCACAGUGGCCGACGCAUGUGGCGGUCCUGUUGUGGUCAUUAUCCAUUCUGUUGGUCCUGUCAUCCUCGAAGAUUUCGCCGGUUUGGAGUCCGUCAAGGCCAUUAUCUUUGCGAACUUGCCUGGUCAGGAAAGCGGAAAUGCCCUGGCUGACGUCCUGUUCGGCCGGACCGAUGCUUCCGGACGGCUACCAUACACGGUCGGCAGGUCUCUUGUAGACUAUGGCCCAGGUGCUCCAGUGCUUUAUUAUCCCAACGCCAUUAUCCCUCAGGUGGAUUUCAAGGAAGGUCUGUUCAUCGAUUAUCGUCAUUUUGACAAGGCCGACAUUGAGCCACGAUAUCCAUUCGGUCACGGGCUGUCGUUCACCACAUUCAAUUUCUCCGACCUGGUUAUCACGAGCCUGAAAUCAAAAUCGCGUCUUCCUUCUUCCCGGCCUUUGACGCUCACCCCGCCAAGGUUUGAUGAGACCAUACCCCCCGUCGAAAGUGCGCUCAUCCCAAGUACAUUCACAAAACUUCGGAAGUUUGUUUAUCCGUACGUAUCUAAAGCGGACAAAAUAAAGAAGGGAAGGUAUCCCUAUCCUGAUGGAUACGAAAUUGUUCAAGAGCCCAGUGCUGCUGGAGGCGGUGAAGGUGGCAAUCCCGCGCUGUUUGAAGAGUAUGUCAGGGUUCAAGUGCGCGUUACAAACACAGGACAUCGCAAAGGAAAGUCUGUCGUUCAACUGUAUGUGUCGUUCCCCGGAGCGAUAAUGGAACCAUCCACCAAUGAGAUCAUCGAGACACCGGUAAGAGUGUUGCGCAACUUCACGAAGAUCGAGCUCGAGGCAGGUUCAGAACAAGUUGUCAACCUCACACUGACACGAAAGGAUCUCAGUUACUGGUCUACGGUCCAACAGAAUUGGGUGAUGCCUGACGGUCCGUUCACCUUAGCCAUGGGUCGCAGUUCCCGAGAUCUGCCUCUGCAGGGGACAUACUGA
This is a messenger RNA of Cladophialophora psammophila CBS 110553, 2880 nucleotides long. Its product is annotated as beta-glucosidase. The record is from RefSeq and is a predicted model, not a curated record. Lineage: Eukaryota; Fungi; Ascomycota; Eurotiomycetes; Chaetothyriales; Herpotrichiellaceae. The transcript has a single exon. Gene Ontology annotation, molecular function: beta-glucosidase activity. Gene Ontology annotation, biological process: glucan catabolic process. Bases 1 to 2880 code for a protein of 959 amino acids.